This is a messenger RNA of Medicago truncatula (barrel medic), 1137 nucleotides long. RefSeq lists its product as uncharacterized. Lineage: Eukaryota; Viridiplantae; Streptophyta; Magnoliopsida; Fabales; Fabaceae. Bases 1 to 1137 code for a protein of 378 amino acids. Gene Ontology annotation, molecular function: zinc ion binding; nucleic acid binding. The record is from RefSeq and is a predicted model, not a curated record. The transcript is spliced from 4 exons.
AUGUCUAAAGUCAAGUACGUAGCUGAAGGAGGAUCUUCAAAUAGACCACCACUCUUUGAUGGAUCAAACUACUACUUCUGGAAAGGCAAAAUGGAACUCUUUCUCAGAUCUCAAGACAACGAUAUGUGGGCAGUCAUCACAGAUGGAGACUUUGUUCCAACAACCAAAGAAGGAGCUGUCAAAGCAAAAAGUGCAUGGUCAACAGAUGAAAAAGCUCAGGCAUAUUCCACUCAUGAUAGAAUUAGAAAAAUUCUGAGAUGUCUUCCAAGUGUGUGGAGACCUAUGGUCACUGCAAUCACUCAGGCCAAAGAUUUAAAAUCUAUGAACCUGGAAGAUCUCAUUGGUUCACUAAGAGCUCAUGAAGUUGUACUUCAAGGAGACAAACCAGUGAAGAAGGUAAAAACACUUGCCUUGAAAGCAUCUCAGCAAACCCCAUCAGUUGCUGAUGAAGAUGUGCAAGAACCACAAGAAUUAGAAGAAGUUCAUGAAGAAGAAGCUGAAGAUGAACUUGCACUAAUCUCUAAAAGAAUUCAAAGGAUGAUGUUGAGAAGAAAUCAGAUUAGAAAGAAGUUUCCAAAGACCAACAUCAGCAUCAAAACUGAAGCUGACAAAAGUCAAGUCACUUGCUAUGGAUGCAACAAAACUGGACAUUUCAAAAAUGAAUGUCCUGACAUCAAAAAGGUUCAAAGAAAACCUCAUUUCAAGAAGAAAGCAAUGAUCACUUGGGAUGACAUGGAAGAAUCAAAUUCUCAAGAAGAUGCAGAUACAGACAUGGGACUGAUGGCUCAGUCAGAUGAUGAGGAAGAGGUCCUGCCUCAGGGUGCAAGAACAAAACCAUGGUACCUGGAUAGUGGUUGUUCUAGGCACAUGACAGGUGACAGGAAUUGUUUUCUAACUUUUGAAAAGAAGGAUGGAGGACUAGUGACAUUUAGAAACAAUGACAAAGGUAAAAUCAGAGGUAAAGUUCAAAAUACUGAGAACACAGUAGAGAAAGAAGAUGAUCAGAAUGUUCAGGAUCAAUCUCUUCAAAGUCCACCUAGAAGCUGGAGAAUGCCUAUUGUGAUGCUGAUUAUGAUGGAGACAAAGUUGAAAGGAAGAGCACAAGUGGAUCCUGUCAAUUCUUGGGACAAGCAUUGA